Messenger RNA from Lindgomyces ingoldianus, 1854 nucleotides. Its product is annotated as nagb/rpia/CoA transferase-like protein. The record is from RefSeq and is a predicted model, not a curated record. Gene Ontology annotation, cellular component: mitochondrion. NCBI's taxonomy places the organism in Eukaryota, Fungi, Ascomycota, Dothideomycetes, Pleosporales, Lindgomycetaceae. Gene Ontology annotation, molecular function: acetyl-CoA hydrolase activity; acetate CoA-transferase activity. The coding region runs from base 228 to 1649 and encodes 473 amino acids. Gene Ontology annotation, biological process: acetate metabolic process. The transcript is spliced from 4 exons.
CUCGCAUGCUUCAAUUUCUUAGUCAAGGUUUGCAAGCAUAUAAAUACCUGCGCCUUCUGUCCUCCUUUUCUUUUCAGACUGGUCAAUUGAUUUUCACCCCUUCUCUGUUUCCUCUUUCCUUUGUCCCAGCCAACUCCGCAGUUGGAGGAGGGCUACAAUCAGCUUUCCCGCCUUCCAAGCUUGCUUCGGUAGGUUAAGAGCAUCAGAGAUCAUAGAAAGGGUUCAGAAUGUCGGCUUCUGCACUGUUGAAGAGUCGGGUGAGGAGACCGAGUUAUUUGAAGAAGCUUGCGAAGGCGGAGGAUCUGAUUGAUAUGUUUCCACAUGGUAGUUAUAUUGGUUGGAGUGGGUUUACGGGAGUUGGGUAUCCAAAAAUGAUACCAAACGCGCUAGCGGAUCAUGUCGAAAAGAACGGCUUGCAGGGACAGCUCAAAUACAAUCUCUUCGUUGGCGCGUCCUCGGGUGCUGAAACGGAGAACCGGUGGGCAAGGCUCAAUAUGAUUGAGCGGCGCUCUCCACAUCAAGUAGGCAAGGAGAUCGCAAAAGGUAUCAAUAAUGGACAGAUUAAGUUCUUUGAUAAACAUUUGAAAGUCAACACAGCCGCCCCAUCCUUCGAAGGCCUCCACGAUAUCACCAUGACGGAUCUGCCUCCUCGUCGAAAGCCUUAUCUGAUCAUGUCCCCCGAAGACCGUAUUGGCACGCCGCACAUUCCCGUAGACCCCGAAAAGGUCGUUGCAGUUGUGGAAUCGGACUAUCCAGAUCAGACCCAGCCCAACCACCCCGAAGACGAGACCUCGCGCGCCAUUGCAGCGAACUUGAUCGAAUUCCUCCACCACGAAGUCAAGCAUGGCCGACUCCCAAAGAACCUCCUCCCACUCCAAUCCGGCAUCGGCAACAUCGCCAACGCCGUAAUUGGAGGUCUCGCUUCAGGGGGCGCGGACUUCAAAAACCUGCGCGUCUGGACUGAAGUCUUGCAAGACUCCUUCCUCGACCUCUUCGACUCCGGAAACCUCGACUUCGCCACCGCAACGAGCAUCCGCUUCUCCCCCAACGGUUUCGAGCGCUUCUACCAAAACUGGGAUUCAUACGCCCCAAAACUCCUCCUACGUUCCCAGCAAGUCUCUAACUCUCCCGAGAUCAUUAGACGGCUGGGCGUCAUUGGCAUGAACACGCCCGUCGAAGUAGAUAUAUAUGCCCACGCCAACAGCACCUGUGUCAUGGGCUCCCGGAUGCUCAACGGCCUCGGCGGCUCCGCAGACUUCCUGCGCUCUGCAAAGUACUCCAUCAUGCACACGCCUAGCGCCCGACCCACGAAAACCGACCCUACAGGUGUAUCCUGCAUUGUCCCCAUGUGCACACACAUCGACCAAACUGAGCACGAUCUAGACGUGGUAGUCACCGAACAAGGGCUCGCGGACGUGCGCGGCCUCUCACCUCGCGAACGCGCGCGUGUGAUUAUCGAGAAAUGUGCGCAUCCGGAGUAUCGGCCGAUUCUGAAGGAUUAUUUUGAGAAGGCGGAGUUUGAGUGUUUGAGGAAGGGGUGGGGUCAUGAGCCGCAUUUGUUGUGGAAUACUUUUGAUAUGCAUCGACAUUUGAAUGAUUUCGGGACGAUGAAGUUGCCGAAGUGGGAUUUUAGGGGGUAUGAAUCGUGAAUAGAAGGUGAUGAGGGAGAGGGUGUUGCAAUGGAGGAUGGAUAGAGAAUAGGGAAUAGGGAGUAGGGAAAGGGGUUUUUUUUUUGAGAACUUGGUGUUUAGGUGUAGUUAGAUGAUCCGCUAGUCGGCUGAACUAGAACAUAUCUAUAUACCUGGAAUGAACACGCUCUGUUGAGUAACACAUUCUCGAACAGUUCACCUUACA